AUGAUACCAGGGGGCUGUUUCUCGAAGGGUUUGGCGUCAGAUGUCGACUCGGCCGCUGCUGCCGAGGAGUCUCUCUCUGCCACCGAGGCGUCGACGGUCAGCCAUCGCCCGGGUAAGGAGCCCCGUCAUGUCGCCUUUCUCCUCGAGAGGGACUUGAAGGAGACGGAGGAGGUACCGCACGCUGCUCUUGUUGGACGGUGCGGCGGCACCAGGGCCUGGCCCACUGGAGAACAAGUGUCAUGGAGUGGCAGAGCAGAGGCCGAUGCGCUCCGGCAGCGUGCGCUGCAGUGCGGCGAGGAUUUCGUUCGUGUGGCAAGCGGUCUCGGCUACGAAGUGGUGACGCACACCCCUACCGCGUUUCUUAAGCGCGAGAUGACAGAGACGACGGCUGCACCUGUUGCAGUCGACCAGCCUGAGAGGCAACCUGGGACCUGUUUUACAGUGGCGAAGGGUACGACGGCGAGCUCCAGCACCGGUGCUGCCCCGCUCAACACGCCGUCCGCCGCCGCGACGAUGGUAGGUGUUGCUGCUCCCUUCCGCUCCCGCGGCCCGGCGAUCUUUCUACGGGAGGGCGAACUUGACAGCUGCAGCAGCCGGUCCAGUUCCCUUGGCACCGAGGAGCAGGUCGGCAUGGUGCCUGUGCUCAGCCCGCUGCUACAGGGCAACGAGCCUGGCCAGUGUCACCACCCCACCGAUGCUUCUCUGCGCGCACUUGAACUGCAGGUGCCGCGCACGACUGGACCGCAAACUGGGAUAUACCGCUACCCUGCGGGGAUCGAAACCUGGAACUCCUUCCAGGAUAGCAUGUUCAACUCGGCAGCAGAGGCAAGUGGUGGACGUAUGUCGCCCCACCACUCAUCCCACACCGGAUUUAGGGCGGAACAUCACACCAACGACGGUGCUAACGCUCCAGCACCCACUACCGUUAACUACACGAGGGUUGUACAGUCCACACCCACCACCCCAGGGCGUCCGUUACCGUCGCCUCAUUCAGCCUUGAUGCAGUGGACAGCUUUUCCCACCCGCAACCACCCUGUCACCACCUCGUUCAUGCCCCCUGGCCAGCAGAGCAAUGCCUUUGCAGUCCGCUUCUCUAUCCUAGACGUAACCUCGUCGCGUGCCACCAGCAACAUCAACACUUCCCUGAGCACCGAUCACCUAAACGGUCACGAAUUCACGAACACCGGAGGCUCACAGAACACGAACGACCGCUUCUUCACGCCUUCCACCGUCGCGCUGAACACACCAGCGGUGCGCCUGACGGACGACGAGGAUUGGCCACGAGUGACGGACCGUUCCAUUCAGUGA
Messenger RNA from Leishmania braziliensis MHOM/BR/75/M2904, 1308 nucleotides. RefSeq lists its product as hypothetical. The record is from RefSeq and is a predicted model, not a curated record. The transcript has a single exon. Lineage: Eukaryota; Euglenozoa; Kinetoplastea; Trypanosomatida; Trypanosomatidae. Bases 1 to 1308 code for a protein of 435 amino acids.